Knipowitschia caucasica is the source of this 396-nucleotide messenger RNA. NCBI's taxonomy places the organism in Eukaryota, Metazoa, Chordata, Actinopteri, Gobiiformes, Gobiidae. The record is from the annotation of a GenBank genome assembly.
AUGAACGACACAGUAACCGUCAGGACCCGGAAAUUCAUGACGAACCGGCUGCUUCAGAGGAAGCAAAUGGUCGUCGAUGUCUUGCACCCAGGCAAGGCCACAAUUCCCAAAACAGAAAUCAGGGAAAAGCUCGCCAAGAUGUACAAGACCACCCCUGAUGUGGUGUUCGUGUUCGGCUUCAGAACUCAGUUUGGAGGCGGAAAGACUACAGGCUUCGCCAUGGUGUACGACUCCUUAGACUACGCUAAGAAGAACGAGCCCAAGCAUAGACUGGCCAGGCACGGACUCUAUGAGAAGAAAAAGACCUCAAGAAAACAGCGCAAGGAACGCAAGAACAGAAUGAAGAAGGUCAGGGGCAUCAAGAAGGCGUCUGUUGGUGCUGCUGGCAAAAAGUGA